CACAGGCCGGGGGAGAGGGAGAGGGAGAGGGAGAGAGGGAGGCGUAAAUAUUGAUUCUCUCUACGUGCCGUACGCGCGGAGUGGUGGGUGUCCAUGAAAGGGGAAGUAGCAGAACACUUCAAUAUUACCGAAGCUAGCAAGAUGAUUGUCAUUGUUGUUUUUGUUGGGGUGCCUAUUGCGUCGUUGUUCAAUGUUUAUCCCAAGUCCUUGUUGUCGCUUGCUCUAUUGAUGCUCCACCACCACCACCGCCGCCAGGCCCUCCACCACCCUCAUCACUACCACGGCAAUUUUGACGUGGAAGAUCAAGAAACACAAGAGGAUACUGGACUUGGGGUAGUAGAAACCGGUUGUGUGGUGUGCCUUUGUCCUGUUUCUCCUGACGAUGAAUUCCGGGUUUUGUCCUGUGAUCACGGUUUUCAUGAUCAUUGCAUCGAGACCUGGUUGCAAUCUUGUUCGACAUGCCCUCUUUGUAGAACUCCAGUCACGGAUUUUUAUCCUUCUAGUGAGCGUCAUCAACAGCAGCAGCAUUUUUAUGAUGCUGUUCUCUCUUGUUUUUUCUCUCAGCUUUUCGUCACUCCUAACUCUGAGCUCAUGUCGGCUUUUAUCGAAAAUUCUAAUAACUCCCGCCCGUAAUGUAAUGGAUUUGGAUUUCGAUCCCUUCUACAAACAGGGGAAAAUUCCAUUAAUUGCGUCACAA
Rhododendron vialii is the source of this 697-nucleotide messenger RNA. Its product is annotated as putative RING-H2 finger protein ATL49. Gene Ontology annotation, biological process: protein ubiquitination. The transcript has a single exon. NCBI's taxonomy places the organism in Eukaryota, Viridiplantae, Streptophyta, Magnoliopsida, Ericales, Ericaceae. The record is from RefSeq and is a predicted model, not a curated record. The coding region runs from base 94 to 633 and encodes 179 amino acids. Gene Ontology annotation, molecular function: ubiquitin protein ligase activity.